Molecule: messenger RNA, 684 nt
Organism: Malassezia restricta
Lineage: Eukaryota; Fungi; Basidiomycota; Malasseziomycetes; Malasseziales; Malasseziaceae
Product: phosphopantothenoylcysteine decarboxylase
Exons: 1
Coding region: 1-684 (227 amino acids)
Biological process (GO): coenzyme A biosynthetic process
Cellular component (GO): phosphopantothenoylcysteine decarboxylase complex
Molecular function (GO): phosphopantothenoylcysteine decarboxylase activity; FMN binding
Source: RefSeq, a predicted model, not a curated record
AUGACACACGUACCCCGCUCCUUGCAAGGCGCGUACGCGCCGCUGUCUGUGCCGCCGACGAAAGAGCGGCCGCUGCAUGUCGUUCUGGCGUGCACGGGCAGUGUAGCGAGUAUCAAGGUGCCGUUGAUGGCGGAGCGUCUCGUCACGCAGUACGCCCAUGUGCAUGUGUACGUGGUGGCCACGACCUCUUCACGCCACUUUUUUUCGAUGCCACGCUCGGCGUUCACGGUGCAUGAUCUUGCCGAGAUGAAUCGGACGGGUGUGCAGAAGGAUCAGGCCCCACGCGUGCAUGUGUGGACGGACGAGGACGAAUGGCAAGCGUGGCAGCAGAUGGGUGAUCCGGUCCUGCAUAUCGAGUUGCGGCGGUGGGCGGAUCUGGUGCUGAUCGCGCCGUGCAGUGCCAAUACUCUCGCCAAGCUGAGUCAGGGUCUGUGUGACAACGUGCUCACAUCGAUGAUGCGGGCCGUGUCGCCGGCGACGCCCGUUUGGGUGUUUCCCGCGAUGAAUACGCUCAUGUAUUUGCACCCGCUCACGGCGCAGCACAUCAAGACGAUCGAGUCGUUUGGGUACAAAGUCUAUGGGCCGAUAUCCAAGCGUCUUGCAUGCGGUGACAUGGGCGAAGGAGCGAUGUACGAGUGGACGGCGAUUGUCGAAAAAGUGGCCCACACCUUUGCCCUGACGUAA